Thyridium curvatum is the source of this 2457-nucleotide messenger RNA. RefSeq lists its product as uncharacterized. Bases 1 to 2457 code for a protein of 818 amino acids. Lineage: Eukaryota; Fungi; Ascomycota; Sordariomycetes; Thyridiales; Thyridiaceae. The transcript has 9 exons. The record is from RefSeq and is a predicted model, not a curated record.
AUGCCUUCGUUCUUGAAAAAAGAAAACAAGGCUUCACAGCAACCGUUCCAAGAGCCAGCAGCCUCGGACCCUCCACCGCCUUAUAGCGUUUCCACGGCGCAAGGGGAGUCCAGCAGUCGCCAGCCGGCUAUUGAUGUCACCGCUGCAUUUGCUCGGCUCACGGUCACGAAUGCUGUCCAGGAUCCUACGCCAGACCUGUGUCUGGCGCAUCUCAAGUUGUUACACGCCUUUCAUGACUUGAAGGAGGACAUCGGUUACACCGAUGGACUCUUUGGUCUCUGGAACUCCCGAGCCGACGACGCCAUCCUUCAUGUCCGAGGCACGGGCAUUCUUGAGGAGCGAGGCUCCCCGUCGCCGACGGAUGAGGACAAGAAGUUCUUCCUGAGCAAGUUGCGAGAGAAGAGGUGGGCCUUGUUCGUUGCCCGCGCUGUUGACCGGUACGAGAUAUGGUGGAACGCUACAUUUAAGCUCGACUUGACGAUGGAGGAUCAGACUAUCCCGUCUGAUCCAAGAUACGAUGCGUUCCCCACAACUGAUCUAGAUGAGAAGCGACCGGGUUGGAUGAUGAUGCCACUCGAUGUCUUGAUGGUUUUCCACUCCCACAUGCUGAAUCCGAGAGCAUUCCUAGAAGACUGUAUGAGAUAUCAGGCCAGAACACUCUGGAGGAAUGGCAUUCCCUGGGGUGAAGUCAACGAAGCAAUCGAUGCAAACUUCAACUACGAUGUACCCGACGAUGGAAAGGCUGCCUGGGUCGCGCACACGGGCUGCGCUUGGAACAACACGGAUGACCCGAUAGUCAAAGAGCGGGAAUGCCCUAGCUCCAAGGCGCCCGAGCGGCCGGGACUCAUUGGCAAUGGGUACGGUGACGGAAACUUUUCUUUCAAAUGUCCUUUGUGUGCCGACAUCAUUACAAACGAUUUCUUAUGUGUCUCCAAGUUUACCAAAGACUGCACCAACCUGAUACGGAAGAAGUUCCCCUUGCCUGGCACAGUUCUACAUCUCGGCAAUGGCACUCCGGAACUGCUCCCCACGGAUAACCGCGCCAACAAGGAUGCCCGAACCUUCCCAAACCGGAUGAUCGAACGAUCAUUCCUCAGGACAGGCGUCAUGGACCUCGACUGGCCGGCCGUGCACCCCAUGCCGAGCAUGCACGAGGCCCGAAAGCUCAUCGAGGAGGUGCUGGCGAGCAACUACGCAGUCAAGCGCAUCAACGGCAUCCCCUGGGAGCUGGCCAACAAGAUCACCUCGAUCAGGCUGAAGGCCGCCCCGCGCCUGGCCGUGCGCAAGAUGAUGUCUCGCUACUGGGAUAACCGCAGCUGUUUCGCGCUGGACCUCUCCGGCGCCGUCCUCCGCCAAGGCAUCUUUGUCGACAAGAUGGUCGACAUCAACUGGCUGCACAGCCCUGCGGCGCCUGACACCAUGGCCCGUCUGCUGGCCAAAUAUCGCCGGUUCUUCCACAUCAUGGCGACGCACCCGGGGGAUGUGGCAGUACCCACGCUCGAUGUCGACCUGGCUUGGCAUACACACCAGCUCUGUCCUGGGGCGUAUUACAGGUAUUCAUUGGAGGCAACGGGCAAGUUCAUCGACCACAAUGACAAGAUUGAUGAGAGUAAACUAUCGACGGCGUUUGAGUGGACCAGUAAGAUUUAUCAGGAGACGUACGACGAGGUCUAUUCAGAGUGUACCUGCUGGUAUUGCGAGAGCAUCCGUGCAUCCCACAUCUCAUCUGUCGGCAAGCUUUUGGGGACUUCGAAGCAGGACAAGAUCUCGGACAAGUUUCACGACUCGGGAACUGCCAACUAUUGCCCGCCGGACAAAUCGGCACACAUCUCGGCGCACAAUGCCGUCAAGACGAACUUGGUAGGCGUGGACGUGAAGAACAGCAAGUACCGCGUCUUCGAGCAGAUGCGAGCCGCACACCAGCGCCGAUUGGACGAAAGCUAUGCCAAGGCAUGCCGGCGCGCGGAGAAGAAGGGACGGAAGAUGCCACCCAAGGAAGGGUACUACAGCAACUGGGGCUACUCCUAUGCUGCAUCGAUGCCGUUCUUUUAUCCCAUGUACUUUACCCCGGUCAUGUACGGAGGCGGCGACCCGUGCCACAUUGAUAUGGGGCAAGGGCAGGCAGGAACCUGCUGCGAGGGCAGCUGUGGCGCGAAUGGCGUGGCCGCGGGAGCAUGCGGUGGGCCGGGGGGCUGCGGAUCGAUGGGGGGAUGCGGAGGUUCGAAUCUCGGAGCGUCCUGCUUAGGAGGCGGCGCUUGUGGAGGCGGCGGCGGCUGCGGCGGCGGAGGGGGUUCGGCCGGAGCUUGUGGUGCCGGAGUGGGAGCAUGCGGAGGCGGAGGGGGAGGAGGGUGCGGAGGCGGUGGAGGAGGGUGUGGAGGAGGAGGCGGAGGUUGUGGUGGAGGAGGUAAGUCUUGUGUCCCUGUUGAUAUUCCCGCAGGCCACUUUGAGCUGAACUGA